CACAAACCAAAAGUCUUCUUGUCCUUCGCGUAGGGAAACGCGUAAAGUAGCCAAUUGCCUCUGAGGUCCUCCCUUUCCAGUUUUGCAUUCCUCUACCUUUCCUCUCACAUCCCCCACUACCCCCACCAUGGCCGCCGACAAGCCCAACUGCAAGGUGGUCCUCGCGAACAACAUCGCGAAAGGCCUUCUGGGGGAAAUCCAGGACGGUCUGAAGACACUCGAGCGCAAGCCGCUUCUUGUAGGCUUCCUCUCCAGCAGCGAUCCCGCUGCGAGGGUGUAUGCAGAAUGGACAGGCAAGACGUGCAGUGAGAAUGGCUUUGCCUACGAAUUGCGCGAAGUCGACCGCGAGGAGCUCGAAGACGCUCUGAUCGAUGCCAACAAUGACUCGAAGGUCGACGGUAUCAUGGUCUACUACCCAAUCUUCGGCAACAGGCAAGACCAGUACCUGCAGCAAAUUGUCUCCGCCGACAAGGAUGUUGAGGGUUUGUCCCACCAGUACAUCUUCAACAUGUACCAGAACAUUCGCUUCCUCGAUCCUGCCGGCACCAAGAAGAGCAUCCUGCCCUGCACACCGCUCGCCGUCAUCAAAAUCCUUGAGUACCUUAGGAUCUACAACACUAUCCUCGCGUACGGAAACAGACUGCAUGGGCGCACCAUCACCGUUAUCAACCGAAGUGAGGUUGUGGGCCGACCAUUGGCUGCUUUGCUGGCCAACGACGGUGCGACUGUAUACAGCGUGGAUAUUGCAGAUGUGCAAGAGUUCACACGAGGUGAAGGUAUCAGGAAGAAGAAGCACGAUGUUGUGGAGAAGCCUGGCUGGGAACUCAAGGACUGCCUUCCCAUCAGUGAUGUGGUCAUCAGCGGUGUACCUGGAGAAAAGUACAAGGUGCCAGCGCACCUCCUGAAGGACGGCGCUGUGUGCAUCAACUUCUCGAGUGAGCGCAACUUCAACCCUGAUGUGAAGGAGAAGGCUUCUAUCUAUGUGCCUGCGAUUGGCAAGGUUACUAUCGCAGUCCUGUUGCGAAACUUGCUCCGUCUUGCGCAGAACAAGGUUGAGGCAGUGGCAGCAACUCAGGCCACACAGGCCACGCAGUCCGUUGAGGACGAGAAUAAGUCCUCCGAAGAGAGCGCCGUCCCGGUGUUGGCUUCGUAAAAGCUUGCUACUGACAUAUUUCCCUACUUGCGUUUCUGAUACCCUAUAGAAGGCUUUACGGCCGUGCAAAAUCGAC
This is a messenger RNA of Macroventuria anomochaeta, 1229 nucleotides long. RefSeq names its product NAD(P)-binding protein. Gene Ontology annotation, cellular component: cytosol. Gene Ontology annotation, biological process: purine nucleobase biosynthetic process. The record is from RefSeq and is a predicted model, not a curated record. Bases 128 to 1153 code for a protein of 341 amino acids. Gene Ontology annotation, molecular function: methylenetetrahydrofolate dehydrogenase (NAD+) activity; methylenetetrahydrofolate dehydrogenase (NADP+) activity. The transcript is spliced from 3 exons. Lineage: Eukaryota; Fungi; Ascomycota; Dothideomycetes; Pleosporales; Didymellaceae.